AUGGGAAUUCAUGGGCUAUCCUAUUUCAUCAAAUCUCUGCCCUCCAUCAUCGACAAUGUAAAAUGGAAGAUUGAACCAGCAGCAGAUAGAUUCUCAGCAAAGAAAGACGAUGGAGAUCACUUUAUCAUAGACGGCAACGCAUUUGUCUACCACAUUGCAUUCGAGCAUAGAACAAACUGGACACAUGGAGGCCAAUAUGCUCAUAUCGCAGACGUUGUUGCAAAGACCAUUGACAGUCUCCACAGAGCUGGUAUCCAACUUACCUUUCUGUUUGACGGUGCCUUACCGCAAGACAAGCUGGAUACAAGAGUCAAACGUCAUAAAUCGUACAUUGAACGAUGUGCAUCCACCUACUGGAAUCUCAAGCAGAUCAACACCAGCAACAAGCAUGCAGAUGAAGAAAGACAAAACGGCAUUCAAUACUAUGGCGAUCUCUUCCUUAUACCCCCAUUGACACUAGAAGUGAUUGUUCAAACACUCAAAGAGCUCCAAGUCGAGAUUCAAGUAUGCGAGGCAGAAGCAGAUGGCGAGGUCGUCAGCAUGGCAGCAAGAGAAAGGGCCUAUGUGGUAUCUCAAGAUUCGGAUAUGCAUGUAUACCCUGAUGUAGGCAAAGGCUACAUCCCUUUUGAAUCACUCACUAUCCCUAUACAAGACACAGACAGCGACUAUAUAUCAGCAAGCGUGUAUCAUCCCGAGACGUUGGCAAAAUCCUUGAAUCUAGAACCUUAUCAGCUACCGUUGUUUGGCACCCUUUUAGGAAACGAUUACAUUGAUGCAGACCUGGUGAGGUUUCCAAUUGGACAUUGGUGUAGUGUAGAAGGAAUCCAUGUCACCAAGAACAAUCAGAGUGGAUGGCCCAAGGUGGUUGCAGAGUUUAUCAGAAGAAACACACAUGUUCAAGGGGGAAAAGGCAAAGACUGCAUUAUUCAGAAUAUAGCAGAUCAAUUAAAGCCAAUUAUUGCCAGAAGCAGCAUGAAGUCCAGAGAGGAAAAGGCAAGUGGGCUUGAAGAUCGAAUGAUCAACUCGAUUUGCCGAUACGACGCCUUCAGUCCACUCCUCAAACACUCGCCAGAUCAAGAAUGUGGCUCCUCCAGCAGCACGCUGAUUGACACUAUCAGCCGCCAAUUUACGCAUACCAAAACCCUCAGCCGACAGAUCAUGGAUGUCAUUACAAGCAAUACAUUCUGGACCAGCAUCUUUAUCGAGGAUAUUGAAAGAGAAUCAAGCUGGGAUAUAAGCAGAUCAUUGAGACAAGGCGUCUAUGGAUGCGUGCACGAAACACUAGGGGAUCAGCAGCAGCAGCAGCAGCAGCAGCAAGAAGCCAAGAAGAAUGAAAUUACAGUCCAAGAGCAUGUUCGAGAAAAGCAACAUUUAGAAGUAGUGCAAGUGAUAGGAGGUGUCAUCACAUAUCAAAGGUCAACGGCUCUUGAUGAUUUCUAUCGAUUCCAUGUGAGCAACGAAACCCACAUUUUACACCACAACCCUAUCCUUCACCCGCUGAUUCUGUGUAUGCGAUACAUGAUAUACCACUGCUCGCAAUCGAUUGACAAUGGGCGUCUCUUCAACUAUGAAGUGGUUGCCAUGAUUGUAUCCACACUGAGAUCACUUGCCCCUACACUAGGCUACUCGACUCAAGACGAGGUGCCCUGUCCUGAUAUAGGCGUACCUGCCCUGAAAAAAAGGUCUAUCCAUCUUGCAUCCCAGUACCAAGGCGUCAUCUACUCAUCCUUUCUGCUGUCUCAAAUGCUCGAUAUAGCCAAUUACCUACAAUCGCCGCAUGUUCUUGCACACAUGUACCAUGGGCUCUACUUUCAUUAUUACAUUGAAAUUGCACGUGGAGGUGUCAGUAUCAGCAGAAUGCUUCACCAUGUCACACCCGCAUUCAAAGCACUUUUUUGUUCCGUGUACAAAUCCAUCAUGACAGAUUUAUACGACCAAGUGCUAGACGUGUUUGAUUAUGAUAUCAUCACCUCAGCUAUGGAAGAAUGGACGAUAUCCGACAAUAAACCAAAGAGGUUAAUUUCGCUAAAUAGCAGCAAUCAGCCUGAAAAGAAGAAAAAGAAGAAAUCCCCAGCAAAAUCUAGCAACAUCACAGCAACACCGCAAAAUAGGAGCACAAAUGCGUUUAAUGUAUUGAGUUUUGGAUGCAAUUUCGAUGAAUAA
This is a messenger RNA of Mucor velutinosus, 2163 nucleotides long. RefSeq lists its product as uncharacterized. NCBI's taxonomy places the organism in Eukaryota, Fungi, Mucoromycota, Mucoromycetes, Mucorales, Mucoraceae. The record is from RefSeq and is a predicted model, not a curated record. The transcript has a single exon. The coding region runs from base 1 to 2163 and encodes 720 amino acids.